Molecule: messenger RNA, 3015 nt
Organism: Bactrocera dorsalis (oriental fruit fly)
Lineage: Eukaryota; Metazoa; Arthropoda; Insecta; Diptera; Tephritidae
Gene: Duba
Exons: 8
Coding region: 635-2914 (759 amino acids)
Biological process (GO): protein deubiquitination
Molecular function (GO): K63-linked deubiquitinase activity; cysteine-type deubiquitinase activity
Source: RefSeq, a predicted model, not a curated record
AAACACAGCUGCGUGGAAAUACGAAGGCAAAACAGAAUAAUAAAACACAGAAAAUAGAAAACUAAGUGAAAGAAAUAGUAUAUUGAAAAAAUUUUCUUUGCCACUAAACUUCUAAAAUCACGUUAAAACGAGCAAAAAUUAUUAGCAAAUCAAUCCAUUAAAAAUUCUAGUUCCUUCUACAAUAUUGCAUACAAUUUAAAAAAAGCUAGAGUUUUUCAGCCCAGUCUUAAGUGUUAUAUGUGCAUGCAUAUGGUUUAGUGAACAAAGGCGUAAUUUCGAUCACCUGUGAAUAAAAUGAGGAUUUAACCUAACGAGUGACUUUUGAGUGGUUGAUAUGUGUUGUCCAUAGUAAACCAAGAAAGAAGUGUUAAUUUUGCAAUAACGUAAUACAUACAUCAUUAUUAUGACGCUAAGUUUAAGAGCGUAAAAAAGGAAUAAUUGCAAAUUAAAACUAUACAAAACGGAAAUACCAAAGUGCAUUAUUCGUUAAAAUAACAACUGCAACAACAAUAGUGUUACGUAGCCAUUACUGUGAAGUAUACUCAUGGAAAGAGUACUAUAAAUAGACAAAUAUACUGGAAACUUCUUCAACUUUCACAGUUUUAAAUAGUUAUUAACAAAAUAAAAAGCUACAAUGACUAUAAAGCCUAUAAUUUCACCAACGCAGAAACGAUCGGCUUCGGACGAAAAGAAAGAAACUCAUAGCCAUAGUCAUUCACAUACUCCACAUCCACAUGGAACUCAUACUCAUGGACUUGGCCAUAAUGCGGUUGAAUCAAUCAACAGUCAUAAUCAAAACAGUACUCGAAGUGCUAAUACACAUGCUCAAUGUCGGGCUGGGCAGAGCCCUCAGCGGAGAGUUGAAAUUUUCGACGACAUAGCCCGUCAUCGUCGGAGCCCACAUAAAAGCUCACGUUCUAAGCGUCGAGAUCACCAUGACCACCUACAUAAACGGGAACGCGUAGAAAGAGAAAAACUUUCCACAGUAAGCGUUUCAAAUAACACAGGCUCCAACAAAUGUAGCAGCCCGCAUGUUCAUAGUAAUGUAUCUUCAAGUACAGUUGCUGUUAACAAUAAUGUUAACACUCCCGUGGGAAAAAAUGGAAUGGGUACUAAUGCCAGUACACCGCAGACAGCUGAAACGGUCGAAAGUUCAGCUGAUCAAUUGGGUUCCGGAUCAGUGGUACGUAGUUGUCAAAGUCCCAAAUCAUCAACAUUGACUACACAAGCAGCGGCUAACUUGCUGAAAGCAGUCGAAGAAACAUAUUCUGGAUAUAAUAGUGGUGACGAGCACUUGAGGCCCAAAGAAGAUGCUAUUACUGCCGAUGAGUGGCAGCAACGCGAUGAACAGUUUGCAAAAUGUAUGGCUGGACGUGGAUACGAGCUCCGAUCAGUUGAGGAAGACGGUGCUUGUUUAUUUCGAUCUAUCUCCUUACAAAUUUACGGUGAUGAGGAAAUGCACGAUGUAGUCCGCCAGCAUACGAUGGAUUACAUUUACAAAAAUCGAGAAUAUUUUUCACACUUUGUCACUGAAGAUAUAAAUAGUUACAUUAAACGAAAACGGCGAAAGGAUUCUCAUGGUAAUCAUAUAGAAAUACAAGCUAUGUCGGAAAUAUAUAAUCGUCCAGUUGAAGUAUAUUCAUACAAGCCAACUCCCAUAAAUAUUUUCAAUUCGGAGCAAUUGAAUAAGGGUUAUGCACCACUGCGUCUAUCCUAUCAACGAGGUUCGCAUUAUAAUGCGAUUCUUGAUCCAUAUAAUGCGACUGUGGGUGUUGGUUUAGGCUUAGCUGGUCAUAAGCCUGACCUUCAAACGAAAGAAGCUGUACUCUUGAGCGAACAAAUGGAAAUUGAACAGACAAUGUUUGAAGAUAAACUGAAAACAACUGAUUGGGAAGCUACGAAUGAGGCUAUAGAAGAACAAAUUGCACGAGAAUCUUAUUUGCAGUGGUGCCGAGAAAAUUUGCAAAAAAGUCGUAUUAACGCUACUGCGGCAUCCACAUCAGCUACUGUAACAUCUGCUGAAAUUGCUUCAGAUUCGGAAGCAUCACCUUCCAAAUAUUCUGUUCAACACAAUAAUUCUAGUGAUUUAAAUACUAACACCAGCAACUGCAGUAACAAUUCUGUACAUACUGACAUUGAGAAGGCGACUCAUACUGACUCUACAACAAAAACAUUUGAGCGCAACUUAAGUUCAAGCGUCGAUUCGACAGAUACACCACCAGUUUUGGAGCAUAAUCGUGGCUUGUCCCCGAAAUCAUUAAAUCUAAUAACUCACAGUGUAAAUAAAAAUAUAACGUCUCCACAUUCCGUCGGUGAUUGGGAAUUAGAUAGUGAUGAUACGGAUAUAAGUAGUACCAGCUCAAUCGGAAUGGGCAGUGUGGGUAAUAGUACUGGGAGUAUGAAGGUAUUGAAAAAGCGUAGUGCUAAUUUGCGGACUGGUGCGAAAAAACGACGUCGUGAACCGGUGGUCGUGGCAAAAGGAAAGGGUGUUGCGGCAUCUACUCGUGGGAUAGGAAAAAGUCCGAAAUAUGAAAGUGAGGGGGAUCCACCUAUGAUGCCAAUAAAGUCGCGAUCACAUACUCCAGAGGGUGAGCAGCAGCCUUGCACUUCAAAGCAAUCGUGCACUACAACUCCCGAAAAGGAUUUUCUGAAUGCACGUGAUAAUUUAUUGGAUAUGCUAUCGGCAUCUACUUCAAAAUGUACCUUACCAUUGUCAAAAACUUCAACUGAGAGCUCAAACCAAUCUGUCGACAAUCAAGAAUCUUCAAACUUUUAUCAAGAGCUUUUGGAAGCUUCGUAUGCAGCAGAUGGUUUUGGCCAGUUAAGCGAAUCAGAAAUGUUACAACGUGCUAUACAAUUAUCCACUCAAGAGUACAUCGAUGAUCAAAAGAGGAAGUAUUUGUUUGGGCCAUAAGUUUAAGUUACUCAAUAAAUGCAAGCAUUUUUUUUCUGUAGCGUGUACAAUUUAGAAUUGAACAAUAAAAAUAAAAACAGUGUUAUUACUUGGUGAAUUUA